CUCAAGAACGCCGCGGAGGAGCUCAAGGCCGCGGGCGACUACGCGGGCGCGUGCGACAAGCUCACGGAGGCGCUCGCGCUCGGCGGCGUGUCCGCGGCCAUGUGCUGCAAGCGCGCCGAGGUGCUCCUCAAGGGCGGCCGGCCCGCGGCCUGCGUCGCCGACGCGACCGUCGCCCUCGGCAUCAACCCGGAUAGCGCGAAGGCCUACAAGCUCCGCGCCAAGGCCCGCCGCAAGCUCGGCGACUACGGCGAGGCCGCCGCGGACUUCGGCCAGGCCCAGAAGAUCGACUUCGACGACGGGAUCAUCGAGGAGCUCAACUACGUCGCCAAGCGCGCGAAGAAGAUC
This is a messenger RNA of Aureococcus anophagefferens, 345 nucleotides long. RefSeq lists its product as hypothetical. The record is from RefSeq and is a predicted model, not a curated record. Gene Ontology annotation, molecular function: Hsp70 protein binding. The annotation marks the transcript as partial. Lineage: Eukaryota; Pelagophyceae; Pelagomonadales; Pelagomonadaceae. The transcript has a single exon.